AAAAUAGGGUUAGAUUAAAGUUUGGAGUUUUCCAGCGCGCGAGGUGGGAGAGUUCCGAAAAAAUCGAAAACCGUUCAAAAAAAGCUCCAAAAUCUAGAGAUAGAAUGGACGACGACGGCCACUUCCUCCCUCACCUCACCAAUGACGCCGCCGCCGACGCCAACUGGAAGCUCUACGAGGCCUACAACGAGCUCCACGGCCUGGCGCAGGAGUUCUCCACGCCGUUCGACGCGCCGGCGGUGCUCGUGGUGGGCCACCAGACCGAGGGCAAGAGCGCCCUCGUCGAGGCCCUCAUGGGCUUCCAGUUCAACCACGUCGGCGGAGGCACCAAGACGCGCCGCCCCAUCACCCUCCACAUGAAGUUCAACCCCGACUGCCACGCCCCUCUCUGCCGCCUCCUCUCCGACUCCGACCCCUCCGUCCCCCAGGAUAAAUCCCUUCCCGAAAUUCAGGCUUAUAUUGAAGCUGAAAACAUGAGGCUGGAGAAAGAAUCUUAUCAAUUUUCGUCGAAAGAGAUAAUAAUUAGAAUAGAGUACAAGAACUGUCCAAACCUUACCAUAAUAGACACUCCUGGACUCAUCGCCCCAGCUCCAGCCCGGAAAAAUCGUGCUUUGCAGUCUCAAGCGCGAGCCGUGGAGUCUCUGGUGCGGGCUAAAAUGCAACAUAAGGAAUUCAUCAUAUUAUGUCUUGAAGAUUGCAGCGAUUGGAGCAAUGCCACUACCCGCAGGGUUGUGAUGCAAAUUGAUCCUGAACUCUCAAGGACAGUAGUUGUCUCGACGAAGCUUGAUACAAAGAUCCCUCAGUUUGCACGUGCUUCAGAUGUGGAGGUUUUUCUUUCACCACCUGCAAGCGCACUCGAUGGGUUCAUGUUAGGCGAUUCACCCUUUUUCACUUCUGUUCCUUCCGGAAGAGUUGGAACUGGGCACGAGUCAGUUUAUAGAUCUAACGAUGAGUUCAAACAGGCUAUAUCUUUGAGGGAGAUGGAUGAUAGAGCAGCUUUGGAGGAAAAAUUGGGUAGAUCACUUUCGAAACAGGAAAGGAGUAGAAUAGGUGUUAGCAGUCUUAAGUUAUUCUUGGAAGAGUUGCUACAGAAAAGGUAUAUGGACAGUGUACCUCUUAUCAUUCCGCUUCUUGAGAAAGAGUACCGAAGUACAACAAGGAAGCUAAAUGAAAUUAAUCAGGAACUCAGCACUUUGGAUGAAGUAAAGCUGAAGGAGAAAGGAAGAACCUUUCAUGAUAUGUUCUUGACCAAGUUAUCACUUUUACUGAAGGGGACGGUUGUCGCACCACCAGAUAAAUUUGGAGAAACACUGCAGGACGAGAGGGUUAAUGGAGGUGCAUUUAUUGGCACUGAUGGUCUUCAAUUUCCUCACAAGUUAAUACCUAACGCAGGGAUGCGUCUUUAUGGAGGUGCUCAAUAUCAUCGUGCAAUGGCUGAGUUCCGUUUUGUUGUUGGCGGGAUCAAAUGCCCUCCAAUCACACGUGAAGAGAUUGUCAAUGCCUGUGGAGUUGAGGACAUUCAUGAUGGAACAAACUAUUCGAGGACAGCUUGCGUAAUUGCUGUUGCAAAGGCUCGUGAUACUUUUGAGCCUUUUCUCCAUCAGUUAGGUGGCCGGCUGCUGCACAUUCUCAAGAGGCUGGUUCCCAUCUCUGUUUUCCUUCUCCAGAAAGAUGGUGAAUAUCUCAGCGGCCAUGAAGUUUUUCUAAAGCGUGUUGCAUCUGCCUUCGACAACUUUGCUGAAUCAACUGAACGGUCAUGCCGUGAAAAGUGUAUGGAGGAUUUGGUGAGCACUACUCGCUAUGUUUCAUGGUCACUUCACAACAAGAAUAGGGCUGGAUUACGACAGUUCUUGGAUUCAUUUGGUGGGUCAGAACAGUCCAAUGCUGCUGUCAAUUCUUCCAGUCUUUCUACAGAGUUAUCGUCGGGAUUUGCAAGCAAUGAUAGGCAAGACGUUAAGUCCAAAGCAGACGUGAAGCUCAAUAGUUUGGCUCCAGGAAAUGAUUCGACAGCUAGUACUCCAACAACAGAGACAAGGCUAGCUGACCUUUUAGAUAGUACACUAUGGAACAGAAGGCUCGCCCCUUCAUCCGAAAGGAUUGUAUACGCUUUAGUUCAACAGAUAUUUCACGGAAUCCGGGAAUACUUCCUGGCCUCUACUGAGCUCAAGUUCAAUUGCUUUUUGCUUAUGCCCGUUGUUGACAAGUUGCCUGCACUUCUCCGGGCAGACUUAGAGGCCACUUUUGAAGACGUUGAUAAUGUCUUUGACAUUAGUACUGUGCGGCAUUCUUUAGGACACCGUAAGAGAGAAAUGGAGAUUGAGCUGAAACGGAUGCAAAGGCUUAAAGAUAAAUUCAGAGAAAUUCACGAACAGCUGAGUUCAAGUCAAACCAUGUCGAGGGCCUAGUGAUUAUCUACGCCUGUUUACGGAAAGAUACUUUUCCAGUAUCGACGAGACUCCAAAUGGGUGGCUUGUAACAGAAGAGAUACAUGCCAAUGGAGGUGUCACAGUAGCUAUGAAAAUUGAAUGUUGAAAGGUAAGUCCAUUUGUUGUAUUUCAUAUAUUACUGUUUUUGUGUGUAUGAUAUGUUAAACAUGAGACUAAAUUUGCAAAUGAAUGAUGCCAAAUUUGUACAAAUUUACACUAAUCAAAUCUGGCCCAUUUCCAUUCA
Salvia hispanica is the source of this 2670-nucleotide messenger RNA. It is a transcript of the gene ARC5, whose product is annotated as P-loop containing nucleoside triphosphate hydrolases superfamily protein. NCBI's taxonomy places the organism in Eukaryota, Viridiplantae, Streptophyta, Magnoliopsida, Lamiales, Lamiaceae. Gene Ontology annotation, biological process: peroxisome fission. Gene Ontology annotation, cellular component: membrane; microtubule; peroxisome. Gene Ontology annotation, molecular function: microtubule binding; GTPase activity; GTP binding. The record is from RefSeq and is a predicted model, not a curated record.